This is a messenger RNA of Populus nigra (black poplar), 1955 nucleotides long. RefSeq names its product pentatricopeptide repeat-containing protein At1g52640, mitochondrial. The record is from RefSeq and is a predicted model, not a curated record. The coding region runs from base 126 to 1697 and encodes 523 amino acids. The transcript has a single exon. NCBI's taxonomy places the organism in Eukaryota, Viridiplantae, Streptophyta, Magnoliopsida, Malpighiales, Salicaceae. Gene Ontology annotation, molecular function: protein binding.
UCAAUGGGCUUCCAUCUCCAAAUCCAAAUCCAAAUCCAACAUGGAAAACUCACACAGAAAAAGAAAAAUGCUAAAAAUUUAUUGACUUUAGUCACCACGAAAGGACUAUCGAUAAAGAACAAGAAAUGGCCAUGAGAUCCCUCACCUCAAAAACCAGAACCUUACACUCUCUCUUUCAGUCCCUCUGCACCUCCAAAUCCCACAGUCAUCGCCAUCCUCUCUCUACUCUCACUCCACUAAACCAAAUCCCACCAUUACCAGGCCUUGUGAACGAGAUAUCCCGCAUUCUCAGCGACCAAAGAAACCCCCACCAUGACUUGGAGACCUCUCUAAACGCAUUCUCUUCAGAAAUAUCCACAAACUUGGUAGAACAAGUCUUAAAACGUUGCAAGAAUCUUGGGUUCUCAGCCCACAGAUUCUUUCUUUGGGCUAAAAGAAUUCCGGGUUUUGAACAUAGCAAAGAGAGCUAUCACAUUUUGGUGAAUAUAUUAGGUACUAGCAGGCAGUUCGCAAUAUUAUGGGAUUUCUUGAUUGAAAUGAGAGAAUCUCAUGAUUUCGAGAUAAACCAAGAAAUUAUCUGGCUUGUUUUUAGAUCUUACAGCAGAGCUAAUUUGCCAAGUGAUGCUAUUCGUGCAUUUGAUAGAAUGGCUGAGUUUGGUCUAAGGCCCAGUGUUGAUGAUCUUGAUAAACUUUUAUAUGUAUUAUGCAAAUGCAAGCAUGUGAAAUGUGCCCAGCAGUUUUUUGAUAGAGUUAAGCAUAAGUUCGAGGCUAAAGCAAAAACUUACAGCAUUUUGGUGAGGGGGUGGGGUGACAUUGGGGAAGCAGUAGCAGCGCGUAAGGUGUUUGAUGAAAUGCUUGGCCGAGGAUGUGCCUUGGAUGUGCUUGCAUAUAAUAGCUUGUUAGAAGCUUUGUGCAAGGGAGGGAAUGUUGAUGAAGCGUAUAAGAUGUUUCGAGAAAUUGGUUCACAUGGAGUUGAGCCUGAUGCAUGUAGUUAUGCCAUAUUCAUUCGUGCAUAUUGCGAGGCAAACAAUAUUCAUUCUGUUUUCAGUGUGCUCGAUAGAAUGAAGAGAUAUGAUCUCGUACCAAAUGUCUUCACUUAUAAUUGUAUUAUCAAGAAACUUUGCAAGAAUGGAAAGGUGGAAGAUGCUUAUCAACUUUUGCAUGAGAUGAUGGAGAGGGGAGUUAGCCCAGAUGCAUGGAGUUACAAUACAAUCUUAGCUUACCAUUGUGAGCACUCAGAGGUUAAUAGGGCAACCAAGUUGAUAUCUAUAAUGGUUAAAGAUAAUUGCUUGCCUGAUCGGCAUAGUUACAACAUGUUGCUAAAAUUGCUUGUAAGAGUAGGAAGAUUUGAUAGAGCAACUGAAAUUUGGGAGAGCAUGGGCGAGAGGGGAUUUUAUCCUUCAGUCUCAACUUAUUCUGUCAUGAUUCAUGGUUUGUGCAAGAAGAAGGGAAAACUAGAGGAGGCAUGCAGAUACUUUGAGACAAUGAUUGAUGAAGGAAUACCGCCAUAUGCUUCUACCAUUGAGAUGUUGAGAAACCGGCUAAUAGGGUUUGGACUCCUGGAUCACAUUGAGAUACUUGCAGGUAAAAUGGAGCGAGGCACUUCUUGUUCUAUACAAGAGCUGGCAAAAGAAAUGAGGGGCAAUAAGGCUUGUGUGAGAUCUAGGAAUGAAGAAACGGAGCUUGAAAGUGAGUAAAACCUAGCUCCCUAAUCACUGAGUUCCGAGAUGUUAACUGGGCAAACUCACCAUGCUAUAAACUCUACAUCGAAUCUAGUGGGGGUGCAACUUAAACACUAAGAGUUAAACCUACACAACCGCGAUUUGUUGUCAUAAGAUAAAAAAGUGAAAUCUUACAUUGUCUUUGAUGUCAUAUCCUUUAUGCUUUUACAUAUUUUUGGAUUGGCUGUGGCCUAAUUGAAAUAAAAUUUCGGAGCUAUAAACUCGUUACUUGCA